This is a messenger RNA of Aspergillus calidoustus, 1437 nucleotides long. The record is from the annotation of a GenBank genome assembly. NCBI's taxonomy places the organism in Eukaryota, Fungi, Ascomycota, Eurotiomycetes, Eurotiales, Aspergillaceae.
AUGUCACUAUCAAGAUUUCUCUCGAGGUCCUCCGCCCGGGCGGCUUCCACAUCCUCUACCGCCCAACUCACCAAAGCUGCUGGUGAUAUCUCUUCAGUCUUUCCGUCGUUAAGAAAAGACUACAAACCGGAGCCAUUACCGCCUCGAUUUAAGGAGUUGAAAGAGCGAGUUUUCCGAAAAAAUGAGGAUGCGUUGAAGAAGAGUUGGGAGCGAUUACUCCCAAGCUUGGAGGAAGAGGUGCACAAGAUCAAAUCUAAAGGGAGCGAUAUUAUCCCUUCUGUUGAGUAUGCUGAUGUCAUUUCCGGCAAUGUGUCUUCAGAUAUUCUGGCCGAGAUCCGUCAUCGAGGAUCUGUAGUGGUCAGAAAUGUGCUUCCGCGGAAUGAAGCACGAAGCUACAAAGAGCAGAUAGAGGAAUACGUGGCUGCAAAUCAGGAGCGAGUCAAAGCUUUCCCUCCUGACUCACCGGCAGUCUUUGAAUUGUACUGGACACCUUCGCAGGCACGUGCACGAGCCCAUGCCAACCUGCUGGAGACACAGCGCUUCCUGCAGACUCUCUGGCACUCGUCAGAUCCGAAGACACGCAUUUCAACGCGGAAUCCCCUUACAUACGCAGAUCGUCUGCGAAUUCGCCAGCCAGGUGACGGCAAGUUCACACUCGGUCCGCAUAUAGAUGGCGGCAGCCUCGAGAGAUGGGAAGAUGAGGAGUAUUCGAAAGUGUACGCCAAGAUCCUUGAAGGCAAGUGGGAAGAGUAUGACCCCUGGGAUGCGAAGCAUAGGGUCACUGCAAAGAUGGACCUCUAUAACGGUGCUGGAGCCUGCUCCAUGCUGAGAUUCUUCCAAGGUUGGCUCUCGAUGUCCAAGACAGCUCCAGGUGAAGGGUCAUUACACGUCUGUCCUAUGAUUGUCCACAGUACAGCAUACACGAUGUUGAGGCCGUUUUUCGAUGUCGAGACUCUGCAACCAGCUCUCGACGCGACAUUCCCUGGUUCCGUCCCAGGGGCUUGUCAAGAGUACAACCCAGUGACUCACCCACAUCUUGAGCUCGAGACAACCAUGGUGUCCGUGCCAGAAGUUGCUCCUGGUGAUUACGUGGCUUGGCACUGCGACUCGCUGCACAGUGUCGACAAGGAGCACCGAGGCAAGGGUGACUCGAGCGUGCUAUACAUCCCUGCCACGCCCAUGUGCGACAUGAAUGUUGACUACCUGCUUAAACAGCGGCGAGCGGCACUGGAUUACUCUCCGCCAUGGGAUUUCCCUGGAGCUGGCGGACCCGGAGAAAUCGGGUUCAAGGGCGCUCUGGACUGGAACUCAAUCAAUAAGGAAGGACAGCGAGCAAUGGGAUUGGGCGAGCAGCCGUGGAAGAUCACAGACGAUAUGACUGAAGGCGAGAGGAAAGUUGUUGAGGCCGCAAACAAGGCGUGCUUUGGGAGAGUCUAG